Molecule: messenger RNA, 2130 nt
Organism: Linum tenue
Lineage: Eukaryota; Viridiplantae; Streptophyta; Magnoliopsida; Malpighiales; Linaceae
Source: the annotation of a GenBank genome assembly
CCAUUCAUAACCUUACACGUGUCAUCCUACCACGAAGUACAAAAACUGAAAAAGCUGAUAGAUAACCCAGAUACUUUAUACAAGAAAAGGAUAUAGCCCAGAUCCUUCCUGCACAAUGAGCUGCUGAUCAUCCACCGCCAACAUGUCCAUUUCCACAACGCUCCUUUCUCCAUCGCCGGCGGCCACCACGCGCCUCCUCUUCCACUCCCCUACCGGGCCGGCCCUCUUCCUCAGACCCACCAACGCCACCACAUUCCUCUGUCUCUCCGCCCCCAGGGUCUCCGUCGACAACCGAACCGGAAUUCCCGCCGUUGCAGCCGUCGUCGUCGAGGAGCCAUCCACUUCUAAGCCCGAAGCUGCAGUGGAAGACAGCUCCAAUGGAGCGGCGGUGAGCAAGUUCGUGGAUGGUAGGUGGAUUGGCGGGACUUGGGACUUGAAGCAGUUCAAGAAGGAUGGGUCCAUGGAGACUGAUUGGGAUGCCGUUAUCGACGCUGGUAAGAGAGUUUCUUUCGAAAUUAGGGUUCUCUCUCAGGUCUCAGCUAUGUAUGACUCUGAAUCAUUGUUUCAGUAGCUUUGUUUUUCGUUUGAAUUUCUCUGGCCAUAUCUGUUGACUCUCUUGGAAAGAACCCCAGGGGAUCCACUUAACCUAAUGUUUAAUCGUUCUGCAGCUUUAAGUAGAAGUAAGUUUACAAACCUUUUUAGGGGUCCGAACUAGGCAGAAGCUUAAUGUAUGUUACGUUAUAAUGGUUUGGAUUUGAAGGUAGAAAGUUGGUCUCUUGAUGAGUGUAUAUAGAUGAAACAGCACCAAGAGGUAAAGAAUCGCGUAAGAAAUGGGUUGUUGUGGUCAAGGAUUGAGCAGCCGCUUUCAUGGUAACGGAUGAUUUAAGCAGCAGUUGUCUAUGUUCUCAUUGCUGGUAUGAUGGUAUGUGUUUGUAGGCUUUUGGGGUGGGUCAGGAAUUUCGUCCCGUGUUUCAUUCGAAACAAUUAAAGAUCCAUGAUAUGAAUAUCUAGAACAAGCUCAGUUUAUUUUCCAGUAUGCUGAUAGUCAAUAUCGCAGUGUUAAGACACUGGAGGCUCUGUGUAUCACACCGAAUUCUGAGCUCGGUAUUGAGACAUAUGAAACACUGAACUCACUUUAGUAAGUCUUAACUAGCAGCAUUAGUGUAUGAUGUGAUUUUUAGAGAAUGAGCAUGCCUUUCUAGUUAUUUCAAUACUGAAUUCAGGUGAGUGUUUUGCAAGUUCAAUGACCAAAUUAGUAAUUCAACCUAAACACCAGAGUUCCAUGGAUUCCUUACAUGGUGGGGGUAGUGUUGUUGGAUUGUCAAAUGAGUCUCGUGUGUGUGUUCCAUGGUGUUUACUCUGUCCUUAGCUCUUUUUCAAAAGUUCUUAUGGUCGUAUUAAAAUUGUGACUGUGUUCUCUCAUAUGUAAUAUAAGGAAUCUAAUCCACCCUUAGUUCUUGAUGCAACAAUCUUCUCUUUUCUCGGAGGCAAGGAGGCGAAAAUGGCUGGAAGCGAACCCUGAAUCGUCGAGCAACGAUGAUCUUAUCGUCUUCGACACAUCAAUUAUACCAUGGUGGGCUUGGGUGAAAAGAUACCAUCUGCCCGAAGCUGAACUACUCAAUGGCCGUGCUGCGAUGAUCGGGUUCUUCAUGGCUUACUUUGUUGACAGCUUGACCGGGGUAGGCCUGGUCGACCAAAUGGGCAAUUUCUUCUGCAAGACUCUGCUGUUCGUCGCAGUCGUCGGAGUGCUUGUAAUCCGAAAGAACGAGGAUAUAGAAACAGUGAAGAAGCUGGUGGAAGAGACAACAUUUUAUGACAAGCAGCGGCAGGCAGCUUGGAAGGAUGAGAACACCAGCAGUUCAAAAAACUGAGUAGCCGAGCCCGAGAUACUUCUUGCCGGUAUGGUUUGAGCCGGUUAAUUAGGAAAUAUGGUCUUGGGUUGGACGGGAUCGACUCUUUAAUUAACGACCCUCUUAUUAUAGCAUAUAUUUAUCACCGAGAGUUAUUGCCUCUUGAAUAGGUAACAUGAGUCGAUCAAACAUUUCCUUUCUAUACCCUUUUCACAAACACUUUCUCUGCCUACUUUUCAAUGCAAAUUCGAGUCAAUCGAGAGAUCUCCAUCAACUAGAC